UGUGGUUACUGGUUACGGAGGAGGGGAAGCCCGGUGUUUGAAAAUGAAUGUGCUACAUGCACAUUUGUAGACAGAAAGCGGCCAUCAUUUUGGAGUCAGACAUUAAGGAAACCGAAGAAACAGGGAUUUCAGCUUCUGAUACGGAAGAGACAGAUACAGAGCAGCGUUUUCCAGCCUGUAGAGAUGCACUUGACCGCGUGUGAACCUACAUCCGUGUCCACCGCUGAAGUUAUGGAGCAUCCAGGGGAUGCGAGCCUCCUUCAGUCCUGUGGAACAGCAGACAGUCUCGCCUCCCUGGAGGACGCCGCCGCCGAGUCUACAGCAAAUGAGUCAUCGGAGGAGGACUCGGCAUGUGCCAGAGAAGAGCAAUCCACUGCCAAAGUCGAACAUAGCAUACACCCAGAAUCAGGUGCCACCGCUCGUCCCAACUCCCUCUCUCUGCCCGUUAAGGGCACAGAGCUCUGGACUACAAAAAGGGAUGGAGAGGUGAAGCUCAGGAUGGGUGAGUCCGGCCCUGAGGCUAAACCCCCCUUGACAGUGAACCAGAUGUUCACUUCUACGGUCCAACGCUUUGGCAACUACAAUGCGCUGGGCUGGAAAGAGGGAGAGCAGUGGAAGACCAUGACUUACAAUGAAUACUACAAGACUUGCCGCAUUGCUGCCAAGAGCUUCCUCAAGCUCGGUCUGGAGAAGUACCACGGUGUUGGUAUCCUCGGGUUUAACUCAGUCGAGUGGUUUAUUGCUGACAUCGGGGCUAUUUUAGCUGGAGGGUUUGCUGUGGGCAUCUACACCACCAACUCUCCCGAGGCAUGCCAGUAUGUGGCGGAGAACUGCCAGGCCAACAUCCUUGUGGUGGAAAACCACAAACAGCUGCAGAAGAUCUUGCAGAUCCAGGACAAAUUACCGCACCUAAAAGCCAUUAUCCAGUACAAAGAUGAGCUGAAAGAGAAAAAGCCCAAUCUCUACACGUGGGCAGAGUUUAUGGACCUGGGCCGCGAUGAUCCUGAUGCUCAGCUGGAUGAUAUCAUCAGCUCCCAGAAACCCAAUCAGUGCUGUACACUGAUCUACACAUCCGGAACCACGGGCCAACCAAAGGGAGUCAUGCUUAGUCACGACAAUCUCACAUGGACAGCGUUUGUGACUGGCCAAGAUGUGAGCCUGACAGAUGCGGAUAAGCUACAGGAAGUGAUCGUGAGCUACCUGCCACUCAGUCAUAUUGCUGCACAGAUGAUUGACAUCUGGCUUCCCAUGAAAGCAGGAGGAGUCACGUACUUUGCAGAGCCUGAUGCGCUAAAGGGUUCUUUGGCUAACACUCUACGUGAGAUACGCCCUACCGCAUUCAUGGGUGUGCCACGGGUGUGGGAGAAGAUGCAGGAGAAGAUGAAGUCGAUUGGUGCCAAAUCGUCCACUGUGCGUCGGAAGGUGGCAUCCUGGGCCAAAGACGUGGGCCUGCAGACCAACCUCAACAAACUGGAGCUUAAUGGCAACCUGUCCAGAAAGCCAUUAAACUAUCGAUUGGCAAAGCGUCUGGUGUUCCGGAAGGUUCGGAAGGCGCUGGGACUGGAUCGCUGUACGAGGUGCUACACCGGAGCAGCUCCCAUAACCAAAGACACACUGGAGUUUUUCCUCAGUCUGGACAUUCCUCUGUUUGAGCUCUAUGGCAUGAGCGAGAGCUCUGGACCGCACACCAUCUCACUGCCAGACGCCUUCAGACUCGCCAGCUGUGGAAAGGUAAUUCCAGGCUGUAAGACGAAGAUCUUCAGCUCUGACGAUCAUGGUAUCGGAGAGAUUUGUUUCUGGGGUCGUCAUGUGUUCAUGGGCUACUUGAACAUGCCCGAUAAAACCGAAGAGGCUCUGGAUGCAGAUGGCUGGCUGCACUCGGGUGACCUCGGCAAACACGACCAGGACGACUUCCUGUUCAUCACUGGACGCAUUAAAGAACUGAUCAUCACAGCCGGAGGUGAAAAUAUUCCCCCGGUGCCCAUUGAGGAUGCUGUUAAAGAGGCCAUUCCGCUCAUCAGCAAUGCCAUGCUUAUCGGAGACAAAAGAAAGUUCCUCUCCAUGCUGCUCACCAUUAAGUGUCAGGUUAACACUGAAACGGGUGCUCCUGAAGACGAACUGACUCCUGAGGCGGUGGAGCUGUGUCGUAACCUCGGCAGCACCUCCACGCGAGUCAGCGAGAUCUCCGGUGGCCGCGACCGUGUCGUACACGCAGCCAUUCAAGAAGGCAUCAACCGCGUCAAUGAGAAAGCCACCUCAAACGCCCAGCGCAUCCAGAAAUGGACCGUUUUGGAGAAGGAUUUUUCCAUCCCUGGCGGAGAGCUGGGGCCCACAAUGAAGCUCAUAAGGCCAGUGGUCAUGAAGGUGUACAAAGACCAGAUUGAGAACUUUUACAAAGAAGUCUUGACCCCAACCACCCCAGACAACCCUCUGCCUUCUAAAUAGGCAUCCAACAAAAGGCCUUGUCAUCCACUUAAAAGGAGACAAAUGGGCUGACAUGGUCUAAAACACACACACACACAGGAACACCAUUCAUACCUUGUGACUAGCUUGUGUCCAUUUUUGAGUUCAUUUUUGUUGUGGGUUUUAUUUUUAUUUUAUUUCAUACUGUUUACAUUUUUCUGUUUUAUAGCAAGAAGGAAAACAUGUUUAUGAAACAAAAAGCCAUUUGUGAAUUUAAGUUUUUUUAUGUGUGUGUGUGUGUGUGGUGAUUUACUAUUUAUUUUCUUGCCUAAUUAUAAUGAAGUCUAUUGAGCCAUGUUCUUGAUUUAUAUGUGAGUGUAGGUGAUUGGAAUGUCUGCGUUCAAAGAUUUGAAUUAAUUUAUGGAUAAAUUUAUCAACAAAGAUUGAAAAAUCUUAAUAGCUAACAAGCAGACUUACGCCUCAGGCAUGACUGAAUUCUUUGAGAAAAGCAUUUGGUGGUUGUGCUUGUUUGUCAACGGCACUGCUGCGUACUACUGCAACCAAAAACACACUGUUUAAUGGAAACUAGAUGUUUGCAGAGGAAUAUCCUCAAGACCUCGUUCUGUGAAGAUCAUUUAGCUAGAAUCCUGUUCCAUAAAAGCCAUUAAAUGUUUGUUGCUUUUGUAAUCAAAUGCAUUACAUUUGUUUGAAUGUUUGUUUCGCUUAUGCAGAUGGUUCAUUUAGUCGUGAAUGUUUUUUUUUUUUUUUAUUGGACCUGUUAUAUAGUGUAAAUACGUUAUUGCAUUUGCUCUUCCUCUGUGGUCUUAUUUGAUGCUUUGCUGCAUCACUCUGACAAUCCUUAAAGUAGCAAGAGGUUGGAUGUCAUGCAGUCUAGUGUCAGCAUGAGUGUUUUGAAAAAAAAAAAAAAAUUAUUCUGGACAGCGGUUAAUAUUUAUCUCAUGAAAAAAGAUAAAAGAUCUAUUUAGAGGUCAAAAUUUGAUCCACCAAGAUAUGUUGAGUUAAUUGUUUUGCAUGUGCAAUAAGGACAUUUUGACCAAAAAUGUAACCGACUAUAUUUAUAUUGUAUACUGCAUAGUAAAAUGAUUCAAAUGCAAUUUGGAAAAACAUAUGGGUUGAUCAAAGCGGUUAAAUUAUCAAACUUUGGAAAGUUUUUGAAUUGGGAAGUGCUAUUUAAUCAGUGCUUGAAUAUAUAUAUAUAUAUAUAUAUGGAAAUCACUUGCAAAUGCAAAUCCAAAGAUAUGAUUUUUUCCUGUGUGAAUAGAUUAGUUUUGUCUCACUAAAGAGCUUUCCUUAAAUACUGGACCUGUUACUCCAAAGUGUGUAUACUCUCUGACUGCAUGACCACAGCGAGGCCUUUUUGUAAAUAGGAAGACUUCAAGUAAUUUGUGAUUGAAAUGGGCAAAUCGUUUACGCGAUCAGAAUUGGUGAGAAUGAAGGUAGAACUUGUGGGUGAUUUCCUUUCUUCUAUCUGGGAUUUCUAUUAUGGUUUCAACUAAAUUACUCUUUAUUCUUUUUCAAAAUCCACUUGCAUUUUGUUAAAAAAAGUUUCUUUUUAGAAAAAAUACUGUGAUGGUUUUAAUGCAUGUCUGAUCUAGAUCUUGACUAGCAUGAAGGGCACUCCAUUUGGAAAUGUGCAAACAUGAAUUUGAGGUGAAGUCUCAGAUUGUGAAAGGUUUGCCCAGUUUUAUCUGACUCUGAAAACUCUUGAACUGGGUGAAAAUUUGUUGUGUGUAGUGUGAUGUUAAGGGUUUCUGAAACAUGCAUGUCAUUGUUGAAACUGGACUACAGAACAUAGAUAAUGUUGGGAGAUGGAACUCCAGGUUUCUUCUGUAUGUGUGAAUUAUCCCUUUACUGGACAAUAAAUGUGAUAUAACCAUGA
Molecule: messenger RNA, 4303 nt
Organism: Carassius gibelio (silver crucian carp)
Lineage: Eukaryota; Metazoa; Chordata; Actinopteri; Cypriniformes; Cyprinidae
Product: long-chain-fatty-acid--CoA ligase ACSBG2-like
Exons: 15
Coding region: 184-2445 (753 amino acids)
Cellular component (GO): endoplasmic reticulum; membrane
Molecular function (GO): long-chain fatty acid-CoA ligase activity
Source: RefSeq, a predicted model, not a curated record